Messenger RNA from Quercus lobata, 1068 nucleotides. RefSeq names its product OVARIAN TUMOR DOMAIN-containing deubiquitinating enzyme 9-like. The transcript has 9 exons. The record is from RefSeq and is a predicted model, not a curated record. Gene Ontology annotation, biological process: protein deubiquitination. The coding region runs from base 352 to 1038 and encodes 228 amino acids. NCBI's taxonomy places the organism in Eukaryota, Viridiplantae, Streptophyta, Magnoliopsida, Fagales, Fagaceae. Gene Ontology annotation, molecular function: cysteine-type deubiquitinase activity.
UGAUUAUGAUCCUGAUGUUACUCGGUGGGGUCUCCAUCAUCUGCUAGAUGUUUGCACUCUUACGAAUAAUGCUUCUUGUAGUGGUGUGACUCGAUAUGACCAAGAUUUGAGUCGAGUUGAGUUUGUUAGAGAAGGCUAUUGUGAGAAGGAUAAUGUGGAGAAUCAUGAGGCUAUAGCACAUGCGCUUCAAGAAGAAUUUUUGCGGAUUGAUUGUUUAGAAGCUUCCGGAGUAUCUAAUGGUGGGCCAGAGCAUUUGCAAUUCUUGCACAGAAUUGUCUUGGUCCUUCGGGUAGACACUAUAGUUAUGGGCAUGCCAAUGAUCAGCAAGCAGCAAAUGGACCUGGCAUACAGAUGGAGAAUGCAGUUCCCUGUGGAUUCAUAGUAGAGGAGGUGGGUGAUCAUAACAGAGUGGAAAAUAAUGUACAACCUGAAAUUAAAAUGUUCGCAUCAUGCUCUAAACCAGGAGGAGAAAAAUCAUCUUAUGUGGAUGAUUUGUUUCAUAUAAUCGAUAUAGCUGAUGAGUCAAGUCUUGAUGGUGAAGCAGGCAAACGAUUGAAUCAGAUGGUUCCUAUUCCUCAUGUUCCUAAGACUAUUGAGAAAAUACCCACAGCUGAUGAAGAAAUAUCAGAUCAUCAAAGGCUGCUAGAGCGGCUGCAGUUAUAUGAGCUGGUUGAGCUUAAGGUUCAAGGAGAUGGUAACUGCCAGUUUCGUGCUUUAUCUGAUCAACUGUAUCGUUCUCCUGACCACCACGCUUCCGAAAGAGAACAGAUUACUCAACAGCUUAAGUAUCACCCGAAAAUGUACGGGGGUUAUGUCCCCACGGCUUACAAUGACUAUUUGAAGAAAAUGAGCAAGAGUGGCGAAUGGGGUGAUCAUGUGACAUUGCAGGCUACUACAGAUUGGGGUUUAUUGGCCUUUUAUGGUCUUUCUCUUCCUCAUACCCUAGUCCAACUUACUGCUGGGGUCCCAACAUCAUUGGCUGCAGGAGUAAAGUAUGAAUUUCAGACAUUUCCGGGGAAUAGAUGCACCAGAGAAUGAAAUGCCAUAUGGGAAAGAAGCAAAGGAGGA